Messenger RNA from Gracilinanus agilis (Agile Gracile Mouse Opossum), 1833 nucleotides. RefSeq names its product synaptotagmin like 1 (gene SYTL1). Gene Ontology annotation, biological process: intracellular protein transport; exocytosis. NCBI's taxonomy places the organism in Eukaryota, Metazoa, Chordata, Mammalia, Didelphimorphia, Didelphidae. Gene Ontology annotation, molecular function: neurexin family protein binding; small GTPase binding. The transcript has 14 exons. The record is from RefSeq and is a predicted model, not a curated record. The coding region runs from base 1 to 1773 and encodes 590 amino acids. Gene Ontology annotation, cellular component: plasma membrane; exocytic vesicle.
AUGGCGUAUGAAGCGGAGGCAGAAACACUUCUGGAUCUCAGCUUCCUUACGGAGGAGGAGCGAGAUGCUAUUGCCAGUGUCCUGAGCAGGGAUGCCCGCCUGCGCCAACUGGAGGAGGGAAGGGUCAGCAAGCUUCGAGCAUCACUGGUGGACCCUGGGCAGCUAAAGACCCUGACAGGUGACUGGUUCAGAGAUGCCCGCUCCCAGCGGCACCGCCAUGCCCGCCUGGGCUCUGACCUUGUUCGAGCCUCCAUCCGCCGGAAGAAGAGGUCCAGGGGUGAGCCAGAGCUGGGGAGUGAAGGCGAGCCUGAGGAGGAGGAGGUGGGCUCCAGUCUCAGGCUCUCCUUAGAGGUGCCCGCUCCAGAGAGGGUCAGUGAAGCUGAGCCCUCCCCUUCUCUGUCCUUCCAGGCUCCAGCCCCAACCCCAACUGAAGAAGAGCCCAGCUCCGAGGCCCAGGCGGUUCCAGGUACUGACCCCAACUCUGGUGUAGAGGGCUGCGAAAAAGAGGAGGAGAAGGUGGUGGUGGAAGAGAAGAAAGAGGCAAAGAAGGAGAAAUCAGAGGAGGAGGAGGCUAGAGCUCGAGAGGUCCAGGAACCGGAGCCGGAGCCGGAGCUGGGGCCAGAGCCCCAGCCUGAGUGGAAGAGGACAGGGAAGAGGAAGGAGGAGCCCAACCCACCCUUAGUCCAGGGUGAGCCGGGACCCCAAAGAUUGGAAAAUGGGGAGGAAGAGCUCUUAGGUUCCCCAAAGGGGGGCUCCGCUCCCCCCUUCAACCGAAUGCUGAGUAAUAGCUCCUCAGUGUCCAGCCUCAGCUCCUCCACGCUGAGUGGCAGCCAGCUGAGCCUGUACAGCGAGGGCGAGGCGGGCACGGUGCCUGUGCGCGGCUCCAUCCAGUUUUCGCUGCUCUAUCAGCCGGUACCCGGGGAGCUGCGGGUGCAGGUGAUUCAGUGCCAGGGGCUGGCCCCCGCCCGGAAACGCCGCUCAGACCCCUACGUGAAAAGCUACCUCCUCCCGGACAAAUCCCCGCAAAGCAAGCGUAAGACCGCUGUGAAAAAACGCAACCUGAAUCCGGUGUUCAACGAAACUCUGCGGUACUCUGUGGAGCAGGCGGAACUGGGUGGCCGCGUGCUUCACCUCUCCGUUUGGCACCACGAGAGCCUCGGCCGCAAUCUCUUCCUGGGCGAGGUAGAGGUGCCCUUGGGCACAUGGGACUGGGCUUCCGAGUCCGCCUGGCUGCCCCUGCAGUCCCGGACCCCUCCUUCCCCCGACGGACUCCCAAGCCGGGGGCAACUCUCUUUGGCCCUCAAGUUCAUCCCUGCUGGAGCAGAAGGCGCAGGGCUCCCUCCCAGUGGAGAGCUGCACUUCUGGGUGAAGGAUGCACAGAACGUUGUCCCCUUCCGAUCAGGGCCCCUGGACUCCUACAUCCAAUGCUCGGUGCUGCCCGAUGACAGUCGGGCCAGCCGCCAGAGGACAAGGGUUGUGCGACGGAGCUUGAAUCCAGUCUUCAACCACACCAUGGUCUAUGAUGGCUUUGAAUCCUCUGACCUGCACCAGGCCUGUGCUGAGCUGUCCCUGUGGGACUAUGGCACUCUGGGUAGUCGCCUUCUGGGGGGCACCCGCCUCAGCCUGGGCACGGGCAGCAGCUAUGGGCUUCAGGUACCAUGGAUGGACUCCACCCCUGAGGAGCAGCACCUGUGGCAGAUGCUGUUGGCCCGGCCCUGUGAGUGGGUGGAUGGGCUUCUUCCUCUCAGGACCAAUCUCACACCCAGGAUGUAGCUGGGCCAGCCCCUGCCAAGUGCUGGGGCAGGAGGAGAAGUGGGCAAUAAAGUCACUACC